AUGUGGUUGUGGAUGUGCAAGCACUAUUGUGUUUACCAAUAUUUACCGAUAGCCUUAUUUAUCACCUUUUCUGGAGUAUGCAUUUGUUGUAAAAGUAUCAGAAAGGUGCGUUUGCAGUAUACAUUGUUAGGAAGUGUUUUUCCAUCGUCAUGGAAGUUUGAGGGUUACCAAGAACGUUGUGAAAGGAAAUAUCAUGAGAAAUAUUGA
This is a messenger RNA of Phytomonas sp. Hart1, 207 nucleotides long. Lineage: Eukaryota; Euglenozoa; Kinetoplastea; Trypanosomatida; Trypanosomatidae. The record is from the annotation of a GenBank genome assembly.